Messenger RNA from Abrus precatorius (Indian licorice), 2275 nucleotides. Its product is annotated as rho GTPase-activating protein gacII-like. The transcript has 2 exons. The record is from RefSeq and is a predicted model, not a curated record. The coding region runs from base 542 to 1903 and encodes 453 amino acids. NCBI's taxonomy places the organism in Eukaryota, Viridiplantae, Streptophyta, Magnoliopsida, Fabales, Fabaceae.
ACUCUGAUAUUUUUCAGAUGAAACCGCAAGCAGAAACAGCCUCUCUUUUUAGAGAAGGAAAAGGCUAGAGAACCAUCCUUUUCACACACAAAACACUUGUCUUUUUUCUAUUUCACUUGUGAAACCCUAAUACUAUAGAUCCCCCUCUCAAAUCUCAAGUAACCCAAAAUCACAAACAACCCAAAUACACUGAUCACACCUUCUCUUUCUCUCUGCAAACUCCCACUAUUAAAUACACGACCACAUAUGUAAAUAAAUAUCCGUGGGGUGGUUCUACCCCUCGUUUACGUAUAUCCAUAUAACCUUUUGCUCAAAGACAAAUUAAGUAAAAGCAAGGGAAACGAGCACACACUGUACGGUUUUGUGCAGAUCGCAGCCUUGAAGACGUGGGUGUUGGUACACUUUAGCUUUUUCUUCCAUAACCACACACACACACUCUAUUGUCCCAUACCCAUACCUCAUUCUCUUAAAUAUGAGGUGUGUGUAAGUAAGCAAAUCUCUCUGCUCCUCUCUCCCUCACGUCUUUCCAUUUUCUGCUCUCAUGGAUUCCACCAACAGUGGGAGUAUGCAAUCAUCCAGCACUGCCGGCGAUGAGGAGUACGAUUCACGCGCCGAAUCAACAAUCUCUGCUUUCUUAAACAACAACAAUAACCCUCCUCCACCUCCACCUCCACCACAACCACAACCACCACCACAACAACACGUUACUCCCUUCACUACAAACCCAUCACAGCAUCACCACAUGUUCGACCCUUUAUCCAAUUACUUGGAUCCGACACAAAGAUCGGUUCUAAACCUCGACUCGGUGUGGUCCAAGGUUGUUAGAUCCGAACCCAAUCAACCCGAUCUUGCCGGCUUCAUUCCUUCUUCGUCUUCUCCACAGAACCAAGCUUUUGUUUUAAGUCAAUUGGGAGGUCAAACACGAGGAAACGUUGGUGCUUUUCCCACCACACAUAACUCUCUUCCUCCAGAAACUGCUUCUUCGCGUGGAGGGUUACUUUCGGUGUCAACCUCCAAUGACCAAGUUCAUAACAACAAUAGCAACAACAACAUGGUUCGGAACCCGAAGAAGCGUUCAAGAGCUUCUAGGCGUGCACCUACCACUGUGCUUACUACAGACACCACCAAUUUCCGAGCCAUGGUUCAGGAAUUCACUGGCAUCCCUGCACCACCCUUCACUUCCUCGCCUUUCCCUAGAACCAGGUUGGAUCUCUUUGCUACUUCUUCUUCUUCUUCAGCUGUAAGAUCUUUGGACCCUCCAACAACGCCACCACCACCUUAUCUUCUUCGCCCUUUUGCACAGAAAGUUCAAGCUCAAUCUUCUCCAAUUCCACCCUCUUUUCCACCCAUGAUUGAUGCCUUAGCUUCUAAUAAUAACAAUAACUCUUGUUCUUCUAAUCCAACUUCCAUUAACUACCAACAGCCUAUCAACAUGCAUAACCCAAUUCUCAGCUUUCAAUCCAUCCUCCAAACACCCCCAAAGUACCCUCAACUUGGGAACAAUUCUUCUCUUCUUGUUGCCUCGGGUACUGUUGAUUCACAUCUCAAGAUGGGUGUUUUGGAGGAACUAGGAUUGAGCCAUGCCCAUGUUAACACCCACGUUGGUGGUGGUCAUCAUCAGAACAUGGUUCCGUCAUCCUCAGAUGGAGGAGCAUUGUCGAGGGUCAACAACAACAACAACAUGCGUAGUCCUUCAUUGGACUGGGCCCAGAGAGUUACCAACAACGAUGGUGGAGUUUUGAGGUCUCUCGGUGGCACUCUCAACUACAGAAGCAAUGUUUCAGAUCAGCGAGUGUCAAAUGGCAAAGUUAACUACUCCGCCACGCCCUCGGAUUUUCAUGGAGACAAGGGACAAGACUGUGUUGUUGUUGCUGCUGCAAGAAGCGAAGGGAUUCAAAUUUGAAAGUUGAAUUGUAGAAAAUUCAAAGUCAAAGGCGAUUUGGGAUAGUUGCCAUGACCUGACUCUACACAGGGUCCUUAUUCGCCGAGCCAAGACAGAACAUAUGGGAUUGGGAAAUUUCAAAGAAUCAAAGAAAAUAAUUCACAAUCGUAUUUCGAAAACCAGCGUUCAUAUUUCGAACAGAAGAAAGGCCAAAUAUCAGCAAUGAGGGGUGAAAAUAUCAUGCUAUGUUAACAAAAUAAUGGUAUUUGAUUUCUUUUUCCCCUAGCUAUUCCAGCUGCCUAUGUUAACAUUGAUCUAGGUACGUUCUUUUAUAUACUUUAAUUCACAAAUAUUUGAUUUUGUGGUAGUGGGAUAUUGCCUUCCCUCCACGUU